UUUCUCUUUCUACAUCCCCCUCUCUCUCCUAAGACCCCACUACACUGUAAAAUAAUGUUUCUACUGAGAAAGAAUCCAAGCGACAAGAGAAGAGAGACCUGACACAUCGCUUCCUACGCGAGAGAGAGAGAGAGAGAGAGAGAGGUUGAAGAAGAGCAAGAAGCCUGAAGAAGCUGUAACCGAUAUCUGCUUUUGGACGGAUAAGGAUUUGGUUUACACAGAGAGACUAAGAAGGAGAUUUGAAGGCAAAGUUAUUGUUGUCUGGCGAUCCUUAGAAGCAUUUCUGAUUCUGGGUUGCAAUUGAAAGGGAGAGAGUUUUGAAGAUUAAGCUAGAGCCGGUUGCUUUCUGGGGCAAAAGAGACAAGUUUCAAGUUUGGGAAACUUAAAGAAAUUUUGCAGAGACAUUUAAACAGUUUCUUGGUUGUCAUUUACUGCAGAAGUACGUUGAGCCAAGCAAAAUCAAUGAAAUUUUUUAGCUAGCUCUAUUUAUGGGGAUAUAAUCGGCAUUUACAGCUAAGAUUCCACCUUACUUGGCUACUUCCCUCCUCAAAUCUUGACCGUUGGAUGUAGAUCAAGAUCAAGUUACCAGAACCUCAUCUCACAAUUCUUGAUAGUUGAAAAGUUUCUUCUCCAAAAUACAGCUGAUACAACGGAAGUAUCGGUUUGAUCCUUACCUGAGAUCAUGGUGGAAGAUACUGGAAAGAAAGUUCUGAUUGAUAAUAACCAGUCGGCAGAUGAUUGGCUGUUGCAAACACAAGAGCUUGUCCCGGUUGCGUUGGAGAAGGCUAGGGAGGUUAAGGGUUUUCCAGGUAGGUGGAAGAUGAUCAUAUUGAAAUUGGAGCAGAUCCCUUCACGUUUGUCGGACUUGUCUAGCCAUCCUUGCUUUUCCAAAAAUGCACUUUGCAAGGAGCAAUUGCAGGCAGUGUCAAAGACGCUGAAUGAAGCAAUUGAAUUGGCAGAUUUAUGUGUGAAGGAGAAGUAUGAAGGGAAGCUUAGAAUGCAGAGUGAUCUUGAUGCUUUAUCUGGGAAAUUGGAUUUGAACUUGCGAGAUUGUGGGCUUUUGAUUAAGACUGGAGUGCUUGGUGAGGUUACUUUGCCUAAAUCUAUUCCUGGUUCCUCAAUCGAACCGGAGGUUACAAUGCAUAGCAAUCUCAGGGAAUUGCUUGCCCGUCUUCAGAUCGGGCAUUUGGAGGCGAAGCAUAGAGCCCUUGACAGUCUUGUUGAAUUCAUGAAAGAGGAUGAGAAGAAUGUUUUGGCUGUUUUGGGAAGGAGCAAUGUUGCUGCUUUAGUUCAGUUGUUAACGGCAACAUCCCCUCGUAUCCGGGAAAAGACUGUGACUGUAAUCUGCUCUCUUGCAGAGUCUGGAAGUUGUGAGCAUUGGCUUGUUUCCGAAGGUGUUUUACCUCCAUUAAUAAGGCUUGUUGAGUCUGGUAGCAUGGUGGGUAAAGAGAAAGCUACAAUUUCACUUCAGAGAUUAUCAAUGUCAUCUGAAACAGCCAGGGCAAUUGUCGGUCAUGGUGGUGUUCGGCCAUUGAUUGAGAUCUGCAGAACAGGUGACUCUGUUUCACAGGCUGCUGCUGCAAGUACUUUGAUGAACAUAUCUUCUGUCCCCGAGGUUCGACAAACUCUGGCUGAAGAGGGUAUUGUAAAGGUUAUGGUCAACCUACUUGACUGUGGAAUUUUGUUGGGAUCUAAAGAAUAUGCAGCAGAAUGCUUGCAGAAUCUUACUGCCACUAAUGAAAACUUACGGAGGUCUGUCAUUUCGGAAGGUGGGAUACGAAGCCUAUUGGCAUACCUCGAUGGUCCUUUACCCCAAGAAUCUGCAGUUGGGGCAUUGAGAAAUUUGGUCAGUUCAGCUUCUAUGGAAGAUUUAAUUUCUCUUGGAUUCCUUCCUAGGUUGGUUCAUGUUCUGAAAUCCGGAUCACUUGGUGCUCAACAAGCUGCUGCGUCAUCCAUCUGCCGGGUUUGCAGCUCAACUGAAAUGAAAAAACUUGUGGGUGAAGCCGGAUGCAUUCCUCUUCUCAUCAAACUGCUGGAGGCUAAACCAAACAGUGUAAGAGAAGUGGCCAGCCAAGCGCUUGUAAGUUUAUUGACACUUUCUCAGAAUUGCAGAGAAGUUAAAAGGAAUGACAAAACCGUACCAAAUCUUGUCCAGUUGCUUGACCCAAGUCCACAAAAUACUGCAAAGAAAUAUGCAGUUUCCUGCCUUGCGUAUAUCUCUUCCAGCAAGAAAUGUAAGAAACUGAUGAUUUCAUACGGAGCAAUCGGAUACCUCAAGAAGCUCACAGAAAUGGACAUCCCUGGUGCUAAAAAACUGCUCGAGCGACUGGAAAGAGGAAAAUUAAGAAGUUUGUUCAGCCGGAAAUAGAGUAGUAACUUAAGGCUUUUUGUAUAAUAAUUUCCCUUCGACUAAUCCCUCCAAAAACUCAUCCGGGCAUGAUAACUGUUUCAUUGUCUGUGUGAAACAUUAGUGUACUAGUAAGUAAGUGAUGGGAAAUCAAUGUUUAUUUAUAAGUUAAUUUUCUCUUA
Molecule: messenger RNA, 2529 nt
Organism: Carica papaya (papaya)
Lineage: Eukaryota; Viridiplantae; Streptophyta; Magnoliopsida; Brassicales; Caricaceae
Molecular function (GO): protein binding
Source: RefSeq, a predicted model, not a curated record